Messenger RNA from Asterias rubens (European starfish), 872 nucleotides. RefSeq names its product monocarboxylate transporter 12-like. Lineage: Eukaryota; Metazoa; Echinodermata; Asteroidea; Forcipulatida; Asteriidae. Gene Ontology annotation, molecular function: monocarboxylic acid transmembrane transporter activity. The transcript has 2 exons. Gene Ontology annotation, biological process: transmembrane transport. Bases 33 to 872 code for a protein of 279 amino acids. The record is from RefSeq and is a predicted model, not a curated record.
GGUUACUGGGAGCUCUAGGAACCAGACCGCUGAUGAUCAUAAGUGGUGCCGUAACGGCUGCAUCUCUCAUCACAGCCGCAAUGGUAUCAACAUCACUGGUUCACAUUGCUCUCUGUUUCAUCGUAUUCAGUUUUGGAUAUUCCGUGAUGCAAACAGUUUCAGUCGCAGUUUUGCUGCAGUAUUUCCCAGAUAACUUCGCUGUGGCGAAUGGGAUCAGCUUGACAGGAGGCCCCCUGGGCAUGAUGAUCCUCCCUCCCGUGGUGCAGCAACUGAUCCAGCUGUAUGGUUGGCGAGGUGCUCUGGUUCUUCUCGGUGCCCUGACAGCGAAUUAUUGCGUCUUAGCCGCUCUGGUCAGACCUCUGCGAACCAGAAACCCCUACACACCGAUAGCUGAUGAAGAGCCGAACUCUACAGCGAAUCCAACUUCCAACGAGUCACCUUUGGACAACUGGAGACAAAGGUUCAGAGCAAUGUUUGAGAAAAUUGACCUACAAAUGUUCGUUGAUGAACCUGGAUUCGUCACCAUCCAGAUUGUGAACGUCCUAGUGGGGGUCAUAUACUUUGGUUGGCAUAUAUAUCUUAUCCCAAACGGUAAUGCUCAGGGAUUUAAUGAGACGAGGUCGUCAUUUCUAGCCACUUUCGGCGGUUUUGGAGCGAUGUUUGGGCGCAUCUCGUCAGGUUUUGUAAUCAACUAUGGACUGGUGCAAGCACAUGAUCUCUUCGCUGGGUCGGCUUUCCUCCUAGCCGUGGUGUUUCUUCUUGACCCUAUCGCGGCAUCAUCCUAUGAGGCUGUUGCUACCCUUGCUACUAUUGGCGGCUUUGGCUUUGGAGUACAUUGUACUCUUUCCAUUGAUGAUCGUCUUGUCAGUUAA